AUGGGUAGGUCUCCUUGCUGUGAUGAGAGUGGCCUCAAGAAAGGUCCCUGGACCCCUGAAGAAGACCAAAAGCUUGUCAAAUAUAUUCAAAAACAUGGCCAUGGAAGCUGGCGGGCCCUCCCUAAACUUGCAGGUCUUAACAGAUGUGGUAAGAGUUGUAGAUUGAGAUGGACAAAUUAUUUAAGGCCUGAUAUCAAGAGAGGGAAGUUUUCACCCGAAGAAGAGGAUACAAUCCUCAAUCUUCACUCAAUUCUUGGAAACAAAUGGUCAGCAAUUGCAAGCCACCUACCAGGGAGGACCGAUAAUGAGAUCAAAAAUUUCUGGAACACUCAUCUGAAGAAGAAGCUGAUUCAGAUGGGAUUUGAUCCAAUGACUCACCGGCCUCGAACAGAAAUCUUCUCGAGCUUGCCUCAUCUUAUAGCUUGGGCUAACUUAAAGGAGUUGAUAGAUAAUCACUCAUGGGAAGAACAAGCUAUGAGAUUACAGGCAGAAAUGACUAAAUUGCAAUACUUGCAAGGCCUCAUUCAACCCUCAGAUGGUUCAUUUCCAACAAGCCAACCUUCUGGUUUUGACAUGGACACCAUUAAUCUUUUGAACUCACUUUCUUCAAUAAAAGAUAAUAAUAAUAACUCUCCAAAUGGUUUAAACUUAUCACCCCAAUUGGAUAUAGAAGCUGCAGCCUCUCUUCAAUCUCUCAACAACUCAGUCCCUUUCUCUCGUAUGCCAAACUUACAAGUCCCUUGUAGCUUUCAAACACCUCUAAACAAUAAGGAUACAAUUCCAGCGCCUGACCAGUUUUCAGCUGUUACAAUAAACUCACCAAAUUCUCCAUGGCAUCAGCUUGUUCCAUCUUCAACCCGAACGCCAUCUCCUCCUUCCAUAGCUCUACCACCGCCGUUAUCCGACACCCCCAUCAAGUACAACACUUUGGGGGAGGCUUGUGAUACUUCGGUUUGGCCUGAUCUCCUCCUUGAAGACCCUUUGUUUCAUGAGAUUGUUUGAAAGUACUACCAAAGGUUUGAAGUUAAUUUCUACACCACCAACAACUUAAUGUGUAUGAUUAAUAGCUGCUCUAGUCUGUCCAUUUUAUGUAUAAGUCUUCCUCCCUCAUAGACGGCAUGUCAAACAUCUGAUUAUUUUUCUCAUCAAUAUAUGUUAGAUAUAUAUUGCA
Mangifera indica (mango) is the source of this 1171-nucleotide messenger RNA. RefSeq names its product transcription factor MYB92-like. The transcript is spliced from 3 exons. NCBI's taxonomy places the organism in Eukaryota, Viridiplantae, Streptophyta, Magnoliopsida, Sapindales, Anacardiaceae. The coding region runs from base 1 to 1002 and encodes 333 amino acids. The record is from RefSeq and is a predicted model, not a curated record.